Molecule: messenger RNA, 1615 nt
Organism: Anthonomus grandis grandis
Lineage: Eukaryota; Metazoa; Arthropoda; Insecta; Coleoptera; Curculionidae
Product: sideroflexin-1-3
Exons: 10
Coding region: 283-1308 (341 amino acids)
Biological process (GO): monoatomic ion transport; serine import into mitochondrion
Cellular component (GO): mitochondrial inner membrane
Molecular function (GO): monoatomic ion transmembrane transporter activity
Source: RefSeq, a predicted model, not a curated record
CGAUGAUAAACCUUCGACUCGCCAGAUAAGGUUUUACGCCAAUAAAACGAAAAUUCACGAUAAAUUCGAAUAAUUGAACGAAAUCAGUUUAGGAACGUGCUGCGGUUUUUUUUUUUUUAAUUUCAAUUCCGAGGUUAUAUACCUCACAUAAUUUGACGCGGACGUCUUUCGUCAGAUUGAAUAGUUUCGGAUUAAUGUGCAAGAAAUUUUAAGUGUUAAUUAGUGAAGAAUAGUGGCAAAUUACCAUUCGGAGUUUAUACAGGGAUAUUUACACUGCCAACCAUGAGUCAAUGUAUAGUGCAGGCACCGCCGAAAAACUGCGGCUGUACCAAGAAAAUCAACUUGGACGAACCGAGGUACGAUCAGGAAUUUUACACCGGAAGGGCGAAACACUUUUUCCUCACCACCAAUCCGUUGAACCUAUUCGUCAGCAGUAAACGGCUAGAGGAGGCCAAAUGUUUGGUUCAAUCCUACAAGUGCGGUAAGAAACUGCCAGAGGGUACCACCGAGGACGACCUCUGGCGGGCGAAAAUCCUCUACGAUUCCGCCUUUCAUCCGGACACGGGGGAGAAAAUGAUGCUUAUCGGAAGAAUGUCGGCCCAAGUGCCAAUGAACAUGCUGAUUACCGGGGGGAUGAUCACGUUUUACAAAUCCACUCCGGCGGUGGUUUUUUGGCAAUGGCUGAAUCAGUCGUUUAACGCUUUGGUGAACUACACGAACCGGAGCGGGGAUAUUGUACAAACCGAUAAGCAAAUUCUCACGUCGUACGCGUUGGCUACGAGCGGGGCCGUAGGUACGGCCCUGGGACUUAACGCUUUAGUCAAAAAGAUGCCCCCCCUGGUCGGACGGCUGGUGCCCUUCGCUGCGGUCGCGGCUGCCAACUGUAUCAACAUUCCCAUGAUGAGGGCUCAGGAACUGAAGCACGGCACCCCCAUCUACGACAUAAACGGAAACAAACUGGGGUAUUCCAAGGUGGCCGCCCAACACGGCAUCGGACAAGUCAUCUUGAGCAGAAUCGCAAUGGCUUUACCCGGCAUGGUGAUCACCCCAGUCGUAAUGGACUAUUUGGAGAAACGGGGCACCCUCUGCCGGUAUCCCUGGUUAACGUUACCCGCGUCCAUUGGGGUUUUGGGUCUUUGUCUCACCUUCGCCACCCCAUUAGCUUGCGCCUUUUUCAAGCAGAAAGCCAGCCUACCGUUCUCCAAGCUAGAAGAAGACUUGAAGUAUUGUUUGUAUUGUAAGUUCAACUGUAAAGUUCCCAGUUACGUGUUCUACAAUAGACACUUGCACCUCCCUCCACGAUCCUAAACCAAAAAAAAAAAACAGCACCACUUCCAUUCUUUGUUUAUUGCAGGAAGAGAUAAGGAAAAAACACGACGUUGCCAAGCUGGACAACGUUUAUUACAACAAAGGGUUGUAAUCGGAUCAGGAUCCACUUGUUUAGUACUUAAAAAGCAUUCCGCCAGUUACUCAGGGCCAUUUUGUCUGUAGGAUUACGCGACGUUAAACGAACAUUCCCGUAUUAAUAAUAAUUAUGUAAAAGACAAUAAUACUCAGAAAACAUAUCGCGUUUCUGCGCAGUGUUCGAUGAUGAAUAAAAUUUGCUAUACAAAAA